Messenger RNA from Raphanus sativus (radish), 1213 nucleotides. RefSeq lists its product as uncharacterized. The transcript is spliced from 5 exons. The coding region runs from base 326 to 1213 and encodes 295 amino acids. The record is from RefSeq and is a predicted model, not a curated record. NCBI's taxonomy places the organism in Eukaryota, Viridiplantae, Streptophyta, Magnoliopsida, Brassicales, Brassicaceae.
AGAAAAAACACUGUAUGUAACUAGAAAAUGUCCCAUUUUGGUGAGAAAAGAUGUCUUGAACUGUGAUGCCAAAAAAAAAAGUCUAGAACUGAAUCUGACAUCCUUAACAUAGUAACAUGUAUCACACAGCUCAGCUUCUUCUCCCCCACAAGAUCGGACCAAAUAUUCUCCUCCAUCACUUCUAUAUCUUCUUUGCCUUCCUCUCCUCUAAACAUAAACCCACCAAAAACAAAUAUUUUAACCUUUUCUUUUUUUUUUUCCUUAGCUCUUAGAAAAGUUUUUCUUCUUCUUUACUUUUUUGCCUUAAGCAAAAUUAUUAUUUGCUAUGGGUAAUGUGACGUCAAAUGUAGCUGCAAAAUUUGCUUUCUUUCCACCGUCACCGGCUACGUACGCCGUAAGUAAAGACGAGGAGACAGGAAAGCUCAUGUUCAGCGGAGUCACGCCGGGAAAAAGCAUGGACGUCCAUCAAAUUACCACUAAAUCGGGCAACAAAGUUGUGGGUACGUUUUGGAAACACCAAUUUGCAAGAUUCACUCUUAUUUAUUCCCAUGGCAAUGCUGCUGAUCUUGGCCAAAUGGUCGACCUCUUCAUCGAGCUCCGAGCUCAUCUCCGUAUCAACGUUAUGAGCUAUGACUAUUCAGGCUAUGGAGCUUCAUCAGGCAAGCCGUCUGAGGUCAAUACGUACCACGAUAUUGAGGCUGUAUACAAUUGCUUGAGGAGCGAGUACGGAAUCAAGCAAGAGGAGAUGAUAUUGUACGGUCAGUCCGUUGGAAGCGGACCAACGUUGUACUUAGCGUCUCGAUUGAAGAGACUAAGAGGGAUUGUUCUCCACAGCGCCAUUCUCUCUGGCAUUAGAGUUCUGUAUCCUGUCAAAAGGACAUUCUGGUUCGACAUCUACAAAAACGUUGAAAGGAUACGCCGUGUGACAUGCCCUGUUCUUGUCAUACAUGGAACAAAAGAUGAGGUUGUGAACAUGUCGCAUGGGAAGAGAUUGUGGGAGCUUUCAAAGGAUAAAUACGAUCCGUUAUGGGUUAAAGGAGGAGGGCAUUGCAACUUGGAAUCAUACCCUGAGUACAUAAAGCACCUGCGCAAGUUCAUAAACGCAAUGGAGAAACUCGCUAUAAUCAACCCGCCAAGCAAACAACCAGACGACGAGGAGCCAAGCGUUACCAAAACUAAGUACAACCAUUGCUUAAGAUUCAGGAAAAAAUAG